AUGCCAUGUUCUAAAGAAGAAGCUCUUGUUAGACUCUUCUACAAUGCCUCAAGCUCUUUCCAUCUUCUCUUCCUCUUCAUCUUCUUCUCUUCCAUUUUGCUCAUCAAGUUAUUAAGCUUAAUUGGAAGCUACACCAUAUUCCAAAGAGAUCAACACUAUGAGUAUGUGUCUUCUGAGUAUGAUGAUGAAGAAGAAGAAAUUCAAGAGAGUUACUCUUAUGACCAUGAUUCUAUUGAGAGAGAUCAUCUAGUAGCUGACAUCAUUUGUGGUGGAGAAACCCUUUUGUUUCUUCACAACAACCACCCUCAAAGUACUCAUUCUUCUUCUGAAGAAUUCAUAACACCACAGAAUAGCCUUAUUGAAGAAACAGAAGAAAACUAUUCCACAGAAACUUUGUCUCUUCACAAGUCACCUGUGGUUUCAGACUUUGAAAAUGAAGAGGAAGAAGGAGAAGAAGAAUUUCCAGCAGAAGAUGCUGAUUCUGUUCCAAAUUUUGUCCAAGUUGAAAGCAGGCCCACAUCACCCAUCACACUGAACCUCAGCAAAAGUCAUGACUUGGUGGACAGUGACAAAAACUAUGACGAAGAUCAUGUUGAUGUUGGACUUGUUGAAAAUAAGAAAGUGCAAGAGACAAACCUCACAAGAGAUGAGAGAUUCCUUGUCUUUGCUCCUACCCAAUUAGAGACUAAGAAGUUCAUUGUUGAAGAAAAUAAGGAUGAUGAAGAAAUAUAUGGUGACUCAUGCACUGUUGGGUCCACUUCUAAGAGCUCCUCUGAAUGGAGGAGCUCCAUUAAUUGCAGGGAUUCUGGAACUGAAGACCCUUUUUCUUCAUCAUCAAGAAGAAGUUGCCCCAAAUGGGAAUCAUAUACAGUUUUCCAAAAAUAUGAUGAAGAUAUGUCAUUCCUUGACAGGAUUAGCGCACAGAAACUUCAUGAAACUGAGUCUUUAAGAUCUAUCAAGGUAUCUCCAAGAUCAAUUUCAGAGCGUAUAGUGUACAAGUUUUCAACUAUGAAUAAAAAAUCAACGGAUAUACGUCAGAAUCCAUAUCGUGAAUUGGAGGCUGCAUAUGUUGCACAAAUUUGCUUAACAUGGGAAGCUCUUAAUUGGAACUACAAGAAUUUUCAAUCCAAAAGAGCCUCACGAGGGCAUGAUGUUGAUUUGGGUUGUCCAGCAACCAUAGCACAGAAAUUCCAACAAUUUCAAGUGCUGUUGCAGAGAUACGUAGAGAAUGAACCUUAUGAACAUGGCAGGAGACCUGAGAUCUACGCUAGAAUGAGGCAUUUGGCUCCAAAAUUACUCCUCGUGCCAGAAUAUCGAGAAUCAGAUGAUGAUCAGAGGGACGAUAAUGGGUUUCACUCAAAAAUAUCAACAGCUUCAUUUCUUAUAAUAAUGGAAGAUGGGAUCAGAACGUUCAUGAGUUUCCUCAAGGCUGAUAAAGAGAAGCCAUGUCAGGUCCUGGCAGCUUACUUUAGGAGAAAUAAAAAACCUUCGGUUGAUCCAACACUUCUACGCCUUAUCAAGAAAGUUAAUCAAAAGAAGAAAAUAAAGGUUAAGGAUCUUCGCCGUUCACGCAAAUGUUUGAGAAAGAGAAAGUUGAAGGUGGAAGAAGAAAUGGAGAUUUUGAUGGCACUAAUAGACUUGAAAGUGGUGUCAAGGGUUCUGAGAAUGAGUGAGUUAAGUGAAGAACAGUUGCAUUGGUGUGAAGAGAAAAUGAGCAAAGUGAGAGUGGUGGAUGGAAAACUUCAAAGAGAAUCCACUCCACUUUUUUUCCCUGCACAUUGACCCACACAAGUUUUAUUAUAUAUUGCUUGGUGACUGGGUGAUGAAUGUGCAUGACUGCACCAAAGGAAUAUCCAUAACACACUUUUCUUUGUAAAUAUGGUUAAAGAAAAUGGAGGGGACCCUACAAAAUCAAAGUGAAACAUGUGGGGUGGCAUGGAUUUUGGAGCCUCAAAUAUGUUCCGUGGAAAGAUGGGUAAAGAAAGAUGAAUGUUUGUCAUGUUGAUGAAUAUUGAAAGUGAGAGACCAUAGACAAAGCAAGGAACAUUAAGAUAGAGACAAGAUUAGCUUUAUUUUGCUUUAGCUAGCUUUUAAAUUAGGGUUUAUCUAUAAGGGUUUUUGAGCUGAAUCAAAAAGAAGAAUGAGCAAGGCUGAAGCACAUGCACUUCAAUAAAAAGUAGUAUUGUGCUCUUGGCAAAAAGUAUAUCACACCAUAAAAGAAUGGUAGGCUUAGUUUUUCUUUUCUCCUUCAAAUAAUAUAGAAUGGACCCCACUUUGUUUUCUGAAAGAGGGAAAACAAAUAAAUAAAGGAAUAAAUCUACCAUCAAAGUAGCACCAUGACUAGGACUUCUUGUAGGGUUACAAGUACUUAAUUACCAUUAUAUGUAAUAUUUCUUACUUUCAAAAAAUUGACUCAGAUUUAUCU
Abrus precatorius (Indian licorice) is the source of this 2425-nucleotide messenger RNA. RefSeq lists its product as uncharacterized. Lineage: Eukaryota; Viridiplantae; Streptophyta; Magnoliopsida; Fabales; Fabaceae. The transcript is spliced from 6 exons. Bases 1 to 1782 code for a protein of 593 amino acids. The record is from RefSeq and is a predicted model, not a curated record.